UUCUCCCCUCCCUCCCUCCCUCCCUCCGUAGGCCGCGAGUGGGUUUCCUCCCCCCCUUACUGUCUAAUUCCUAUGUUACCGCAGCCUCCCAGCCCCGUGUUUGACUGGCGCUACAUGUCGUUGUGCGGCGGUGGUGGCUGUCGAGGUGCUAACGUCGUCGAGCUCCGAGUUUGCCCGAGGUCCCAGGCGGCCUCAACGCCGCCGCCGUCGCCCCCAUCACCACCAUCAACAUGACAGGAGAGAAGGCGGAGAGGGUCGCCAACUGCCGCUCGGUGCGCAGGGAGCACAGGCUGAGCAAAGAGGAGGCCGAGACGGAGCAGGACGAGGAGGCGGGCAGGACUAAAAACCGAACCAAGCUCUUCCCCAACCACAAGCUGAUCAAGAGCCCGUCGCAGCCACAGCCGCAGCAGCUGCAGAGCAGCCCGGCCUUCGGCACCGACGCGCCCCCCGCCAGGAGCGAGGAUUUCCCGGUGCACGAGUGCGUCUUCAAAGGCGAUAUCCGCAGGUUGUCGUCUUUGAUAAGGACUCGCAACAUAGCUCAGAAAGAUCUCCACGGAAACACACCUUUACAUCUUGCUGUGAUGCUUGGACACAAAGAAUGUGCCCAUCUGCUUCUUGCUCACAACGCUUUGGUAAAGGUGAAAAAUGCUCAGGGAUGGAGCCCGCUGGCAGAAGCCAUCAGCUAUGGAGACCGACAAAUGAUCACGGCUUUGCUACGGAAACUUAAGCAGCAGUCGAGAGAGAACGUAGAGGAGAAACGGCCUCGAUUACUUAAAGCUCUGAAAGAGCUGGGGGACUUCUAUUUAGAGCUCCACUGGGAUUUUCAGAGCUGGGUGCCUUUACUUUCCAGAAUUCUGCCUUCAGAUGCUUGUAAAAUUUACAAACAGGGUAUAAACAUCAGGCUGGACACCACUCUGAUAGACUUUACUGACAUGAAGUGCCAACGGGGAGACUUGAGCUUCAUUUUCAACGGUGAUGCAGCCCCGUCCGAAUCUUUCAUAGUGUUAGACAACGAGCAGAAAGUCUACCAGCGAAUACACCACGAGGAAUCUGAGAUGGAGACUGAAGAGGAGGUAGAUAUUUUAAUGAGCAGCGAUAUUUAUUCUGCAACAUUAUCCACGAAAUCCAUCACCUUCACGCGGGCACAGACUGGCUGGCUUUUCCGGGAGGACAAAACGGAACGAGUGGGGAACUUCCUGGCAGAGUUUUAUUCUGUAAACGGCCUCGUUCUGGAAUCCAGAAAACGCCGUGAACACCUCAGUGAAGAGGAUAUUCUACGAAAUAAGGCUAUUAUGGAAAGCCUGAGCAAAGGAGGAAGCUUAAUGGAGCAAAGCUUUGAGCCUGUGCGGAGACAGUCCCUCACUGCUCCUCCAGCCAACACAAUCACCUGGGAGGAGUACAUCUCGGCAGAGCCUGGAAAAGCUCCUCACCUUGGAAGAGAGCUGGUGUGCAAAGAGAGCAAGAAAACCUUCAAAGCCACCAUAGCCAUGAGCCAGGAGUUUCCUCUCGGCAUCGAUUCGUUACUGAAUGUUUUAGAGGUCAUAGCACCCUUCAAGCACUUUAAUAAACUCAGAGAAUUUGUUCAGAUGAAGCUUCCACCAGGAUUCCCUGUUAAACUAGACAUCCCUGUGUUUCCGACCAUCACUGCCACUGUGACGUUUCAGGAAUUCCGAUAUGAUGGAUUUGACGAGUCCAUCUUCAGUAUUCCAAGUGACUAUAGAGAAGAUCCCAGCAGGUUCCCUGAACUUUGAUCCUCCUCAGGCCUGUGUGGGAGAGACGCGAACCACGUCGGGAACAGAACUUUCUUCCUUCACGAUCGGUACAGAGAGAUUACUCCCGUAAACUCUGGAACAUUCCUCAGUGGAAGGAUUGGGAAGUCUUAACAGAUGGACUUUUACCACUUUUUUUUCUUGGUUUGAACAAAUCCGUUUAUUAAACUCCUCACCUUAAAUUCCA
Molecule: messenger RNA, 1956 nt
Organism: Callorhinchus milii (elephant shark)
Lineage: Eukaryota; Metazoa; Chordata; Chondrichthyes; Chimaeriformes; Callorhinchidae
Gene: ankrd13c
Product: ankyrin repeat domain 13C
Exons: 13
Coding region: 231-1751 (506 amino acids)
Cellular component (GO): cytoplasm
Molecular function (GO): protein binding
Source: RefSeq, a predicted model, not a curated record